Molecule: messenger RNA, 1074 nt
Organism: Procambarus clarkii (red swamp crayfish)
Lineage: Eukaryota; Metazoa; Arthropoda; Malacostraca; Decapoda; Cambaridae
Source: RefSeq, a predicted model, not a curated record
AUGCCGCGCCUAGACGCUGUCACCUACAGCCUUUUAGCAGCGUCAGCCAAGCCUCCUGAUGCUGAGGCCUCUUCCCCUCCACCUCCCCCUUCCCACAUCCACCUCUCCCCUCUCCUUUCCACCUCCGCUGCCCCUUCUUCCUCCCCUUCCAUCCUUCAGGAUCAGCCCACCCGUCAGAUCAGGAUCAGCCCACCAACCAGCGAAUCGAACGCACCACAACAAGGAGGAGAAAAACAAAACUCCUCAAGCAACAAGGAGGAGAAAAACAAAACUCCUCAAGCAACAAGGAGGAGAAAAACAAAACUCCUCAAGCAACAAGGAGGAGAAAAACAAAACUCCUCAAGCAACAAGGAGAAAAACAAAACUCCUCAAGCAACAAGGAGGGGAAAAACAAAACUCCUCAAGCAACAAGGAGGGGAAAAACAAAACUCCUCAAGCAACAAGGAGGGGAAAAACAAAACUCCUCAAGCAACAAGGAGGAGAAAAACAAAACUCCUCAGGCAACAAGGAGGAGAAAAACAAAACUCCUCAAGCAACAAGGGGGAGAAAAACAAAACUCCUCAAGCAACAAGGAGGAGAAAAACAAAACUCCUCAGGCAACAAGGAGGAGAAAAACAAAACUCCUCAAGCAACAAGGAGGAGAAAAACAAAACUCCUCAAGCAACAAGGAGGAGAAAAACAAAACUCCUCAAGCAACAAGGAGGAGAAAAACAAAACUCCUCAGGCAACAAGGAGGAAAAAAACAAAACUCCUCAAGCAACAAGGAGGGGAAAAACAAAACUCCUCAAGCAACAAGGAGGAGAAAAACAAAACUCCUCAAGCAACAAGGAGGAGAAAAACAAAACUCCUCUAGCAACAAGGAGGAGAAAAACAAAACUCCUCAAGCAACAAGGAGGAGAAAAACAAAACUCCUCAGGCAACAAGGAGGAGAAAAACAAAACUCCUCAAGCAACAAGGAGGAGAAAAACAAAACUUAUUGACACCCAACAGCUGCAAAAGUCGGCGUUGAGGAACUACAACGCCCGACUCUACAAGCACUUCUUAGUAAGUACAAUACAGAAACGCGCCCUGUAA